Piliocolobus tephrosceles (Ugandan red Colobus) is the source of this 6502-nucleotide messenger RNA. It is a transcript of the gene USP15, whose product is annotated as ubiquitin specific peptidase 15. Gene Ontology annotation, cellular component: nucleus. NCBI's taxonomy places the organism in Eukaryota, Metazoa, Chordata, Mammalia, Primates, Cercopithecidae. The coding region runs from base 2161 to 4743 and encodes 860 amino acids. Gene Ontology annotation, molecular function: cysteine-type deubiquitinase activity. Gene Ontology annotation, biological process: protein deubiquitination. The record is from RefSeq and is a predicted model, not a curated record. The transcript has 22 exons.
AGAUGGUGAUGCCCAGUCACUUAAGGAGCAUCUUAUUGAUGAAUUGGAUUACAUACUGUUGCCAACUGAAGGUUGGAAUAAACUUGUCAGCUGGUACACAUUGAUGGAAGGUCAAGAGCCAAUAGCACGAAAGCACGUUAUACACUAGCAGUCUUCAGUAUGGUAAACAGAUCAACUGCCAACUUCAUUGCCGUUACUCUUUGAAGUAUUCCUCACUGAGAGUUCUUGAAACCUCUGUGUAAUAACAAAGUAAAAUAUAAUAAAAAAUUUCACACAAGUAGAAAGAAAAAACAUUUGACAAAUCUCUUAGGAGACCGCAUACUUAUUUUUAAUAAGAUAAAUGAAAUAUAUUCAACCUGUAAAAUCGUUUGCAAAUGUUCAUAUGCUACAUUACAUUGCCUGGAGUUGUUAUUACAGAUGCAAUUUCCUACAACAUUAAAUCUGCAGUAAAAUUUAAUUAAUUACACUUAAAUUUGGGAAUUUCAUUUGCAUUUUCACUGUGCCCCACAUGACUGAUGCAGGUGGAACUCAAAGAAGUACAUAGAACAGCUUAUAGUGUCUGAAGCCCAACUUUGAAUAUUACCCAUCUCUGAUUGCAUUAAAGAAUCUAGGAUUGGUGGUUCCCUUAGCUAUAAUGCAGAAACAAAGUUAAACAUCUUCCUGUACCUCAAAGAUCUCUAAAAUGUGUAAUUUAUAGUGUCAACACUCAAAGAAUGGAGACGAAAAGAAAGCAGGGAUAUAAGCAGAAAAUACAACGGAAUCAAAAUCCAAGAGAAACAGCAGACAAUAGAAACAGACCCAUAAGAAACCCAAGUAAUUGAGUUAUUAGAUUUUAGAAUACUGGGCUUAGUAUGCUCAAAAAAAAAAAAAGAAGUAGGGCAAAACUAUUAAAGAAGAAGCAAAUAGAAUUCUAAAACUAAUAAUAUGAAAAUUUUGUGGAUUUAAUGUUUAGGAAAAAAAUUAUUAGACCAAACAGAACUGAAGAGAAAAUUUGUAAACUAAAUGAUUUGUCAGUAGAAAAUACAGAGUCUAAAGCUUAGAGAGACAAAAGAAUAGAAAAUACAUAAAAAAGCUAAGGCAUAAAUGGAAUGCGGUAAAUAAGUUUAACAUGCAUACAUGUAGUUGGAAUCUUGGAGAGGAAAGAAAGAAUGAGUAGAACUAAUACUUACGGAGGUAAUAGCUGAGAAUUUUCCCAAGCUGAGAAAGGUGUCAUGCUUUAGAUUAAAGAAAUGCUAUGAAUCUCAAACUGAAAUAAUACAAACAAAACAGUACGCAGUACAAAUGUUCAAAAGCAGAGGCAAAAAGAUAUUUCUAAUAAUAGCCAGAGAAAAACAUAUUAUCUUCAAAAUAAGGAUAAGACAAAGUAAUGAUUUCUCAAGAGAAACUGUGAAAGCCAGAAAACAAUAGACUUUGAUAUGUUAAAAGAAAAUAACUGCCAAUAUAGGAUUCUGUGACUAAGAAAAUAAUCCUUGAGGGAUGACGGUGAAAAAAGCGAUUUUCAAAUAAAAACUAAUAUAAUUUGUUACCUGCAGACUUGUACUAAAAGCACUACAAAAUAAUCUUAAGAAAGGAAGGAAAAUUAUUCCAGUUGUAAGCUUGGAGAUGCAGGAAAACAGUGUAGACUGACAAAAUGUAAAUGUUGUGAAUAAAUCUUAAGAUGGACUGUUGAAAACAUUGAUAAUAAUUUUUAUGGAGUUGAAAAUGCAUGUAAAAUUAAACUAUGCAAUAGUGUUAGCAUGUAAGUUAAGAUAAUAUUCUCCACUAUGUUCCCCAGUGAUCCCCAACUCCUCAUAUCCAUAUUCUUGGGCACUCUUCUUCCAUGUUGUACUGAGGUUGGUCUGUGUGGCCAAUAGCAUAUAGCAGUACUCAUGAUACAUUGCUUUCAAGAUUAGGUUAUAAAAAAACACUGCGGCUUACAUCUUAGGUGCACACGCACUCUAGCUGUCUCUCUUUCUCAUUUCUCACUCGGGGGAAUUCAACUGCAUAUGGCGAGGACACUCAGGCAGCCUAUGGAGAGGCCCACAUGGUGAGGAACUGAGAUCUCUGGCCAAUAGAGAGGAACGGAGGCCUGCAACAACCAUAUGACAAAUUUCUGAACUCCAAGUUGCUAAAAUGAAUUGAGACUAGUCGGGGCCUUUGGAAGAGGUGGUUGAACAGGGUAUGUUUGUAAAGCACUGCAAAGUAGAAGUAUAUCUCACAGAAUUGAAGCUAUGUGAAAAUGGAAACAUGAACAAUGUUGUAACUCGAAGAUUUAGCAAAGCUGACACAAUAGAUACAAUUGAAAAGGAAAUAAGAAAAAUCUUCAGUAUUCCAGAUGAAAAGGAGACCAGAUUGUGGAACAAAUACAUGAGUAAUACAUUUGAACCACUGAAUAAACCAGACAGCACCAUUCAGGAUGCUGGUUUAUACCAAGGACAGGUAUUAGUGAUAGAACAGAAAAAUGAAGAUGGAACAUGGCCAAGGGGUCCUUCUACUCCUAAGUCCCCAGGUGCAUCCAAUUUUUCAACUUUACCAAAGAUCUCUCCUUCAUCUCUAUCAAAUAAUUAUAACAACAUGAACAACAGAAAUGUGAAAAACUCAAAUUACUGUCUCCCAUCAUAUACUGCUUAUAAGAACUAUGAUUAUUCAGAACCUGGAAGAAACAAUGAACAGCCAGGUCUCUGUGGCCUAAGUAACUUGGGAAAUACGUGUUUCAUGAAUUCAGCUAUUCAGUGCUUGAGCAACACACCUCCACUUACUGAGUAUUUCCUCAAUGAUAAGUAUCAAGAAGAACUGAAUUUUGACAAUCCCUUAGGAAUGAGAGGUGAAAUAGCUAAAUCUUAUGCCGAACUGAUCAAGCAAAUGUGGUCUGGAAAGUUUAGCUACGUCACCCCAAGAGCCUUUAAGACACAGGUAGGACGUUUUGCACCUCAGUUCUCUGGAUAUCAGCAGCAAGACUGUCAAGAACUAUUAGCUUUCCUAUUAGAUGGAUUACAUGAGGAUUUGAAUAGAAUUAGGAAAAAACCAUAUAUACAAUUAAAAGAUGCAGAUGGAAGGCCAGAUAAGGUAGUUGCCGAAGAAGCCUGGGAAAACCAUUUAAAACGAAAUGAUUCUAUCAUAGUAGAUAUAUUUCAUGGCCUUUUCAAAUCAACUUUAGUUUGUCCUGAGUGUGCUAAGAUUUCAGUAACAUUUGAUCCUUUUUGUUACUUGACACUUCCAUUGCCCAUGAAAAAAGAACGCACUUUGGAAGUUUACUUAGUUAGAAUGGAUCCGCUUACCAAACCUAUGCAGUACAAAGUGGUUGUCCCCAAAAUUGGAAACAUAUUAGAUCUUUGUACAGCAUUGUCUGCUUUGUCAGGAAUACCUGCAGAUAAGAUGAUAGUUACUGAUAUAUACAAUCAUAGAUUUCACAGAAUAUUCGCUAUGGAUGAAAACCUUAGUAGUAUUAUGGAACGGGAUGAUAUUUAUGUGUUUGAAAUUAACAUCAAUAGGACAGAAGAUACAGAGCACGUGAUUAUUCCUGUUUGCCUAAGAGAAAAAUUCAGACACUCAAGUUAUACCCACCAUACUGGUUCUUCACUUUUUGGUCAGCCUUUUCUUAUGGCUGUACCACGAAACAAUACUGAAGACAAACUUUAUAAUCUCCUGCUCUUGAGAAUGUGCCGAUAUGUCAAAAUAUCUACUGAAACUGAAGAAACUGAAGGAUCCCUACACUGCUGUAAGGACCAAAAUAUUAAUGGGAAUGGCCCAAAUGGCAUACAUGAAGAAGGCUCACCAAGUGAAAUGGAAACAGAUGAGCCAGAUGAUGAAUCCAGCCAGGAUCAAGAACUUCCCUCAGAGAAUGAAAACAGUCAGUCUGAAGAUUCAGUUGGAGGAGAUAAUGAUUCUGAAAAUGGAUUAUGUACGGAGGACACUUGCAAAGGUCAACUCACGGGACACAAAAAACGAUUGUUUACAUUCCAGUUCAACAACUUAGGCAAUACUGAUAUCAACUACAUCAAAGAUGAUACCAGGCAUAUAAGAUUUGAUGAUAGGCAGCUUAGGCUAGAUGAAAGAUCUUUUCUUGCUUUGGAUUGGGAUCCUGAUUUGAAAAAAAGAUAUUUUGAUGAAAAUGCUGCUGAGGACUUUGAAAAACAUGAAAGUGUGGAGUAUAAACCUCCUAAAAAACCCUUUGUGAAAUUAAAAGAUUGCAUUGAACUUUUUACAACAAAAGAAAAGCUAGGUGCUGAAGAUCCCUGGUAUUGUCCGAAUUGUAAAGAACAUCAGCAAGCCACAAAGAAAUUGGAUUUAUGGUCCUUGCCUCCAGUACUUGUAGUACAUCUCAAGCGAUUUUCUUACAGUCGAUACAUGAGAGACAAGUUGGAUACCUUAGUUGAUUUUCCUAUCAAUGACUUGGAUAUGUCGGAAUUCUUAAUUAAUCCAAAUGCAGGUCCUUGCCGCUAUAAUUUGAUUGCUGUUUCCAACCACUAUGGAGGGAUGGGAGGAGGACACUAUACUGCUUUUGCAAAAAAUAAAGAUGAUGGAAAAUGGUACUAUUUUGAUGACAGUAGUGUCUCCACUGCAUCCGAAGACCAAAUUGUGUCCAAAGCAGCAUAUGUACUCUUCUACCAGAGACAAGACACUUUCAGUGGAACUGGCUUUUUUCCUCUUGACCGAGAAACUAAAGGUGCUUCAGCUGCCACUGGCAUCCCAUUAGAAAGUGAUGAAGAUAGCAAUGAUAAUGACAAUGAUAUAGAAAAUGAAAACUGUAUGCACACUAACUAAUGAAAGUCCUAGAAGCCAUAAAAGAGAGACUUUCCUGCUGGUGGUAUCUAUGGAAAUGAUGAAGUUACCCACCACAUUAAAACAAAAGUCUGAGAUGGGGAGUUUCAGAUAACCGAAUGUAAAUCCUUUAUCAGAUUUUAACUUGUGCAGUACUUGAAGUGAAACACAAUGAAAACUUUAACAGAAAUUGUCUCUUAAUACAUUUACAGUCUUGUAUUUACAAGCUAAAUAUAUAUAGGAAAUCACAAAUAAAUCCCUUUUAAGUUUGCUGCUGUUUUGAUUAAUUAUGUUUCCUUUAAUUUUUUGGAUGUGAGUUGAUGACAAAUGUUAAAUUUGUGGAUGUUGGUCCUUUAUUUUGCUCUAAUAAUACUGCAAGAAAACUAUGGCUGAACUUAGUUUUUGGAUAAUCUAGUUCAUGUGCAUUAGGCUGCCAUACAUACUACUAUGAUAUUUAGCUGCAGUAUCAAUGUGGCAUAAAUACUGCGGCAGCGUUCUUCAAAAACCACAGUUUCAAAUUUAUCCCGGUAAUCAAUGUGGGCCUAUUAAAAAACCAAAUCAUGAUAUGAGAAACAACCUUGGAAAAGCUAUUUCCUUUUGUGGUACCAUUAAAAAUCCAGAAUAUUAUAUUCAUUUUACUGCCACUGUGGAAACAGGUUCUAGAUUUCAUACUCCAUCUAAAGUCAUUUUUCAGUUACAUGUAAGUAUUAUUUACUGCUAUUGGGAUCUAUUCUUCAGACAUUCAGAAACAUUUUUUGCUUUAAAAUGCAUAUCUUUAAUUGGGUGUUGGUCCAAAAUUAAAAUUUUUGCUGUCUGUUUUUCUCUACCCCAUUUUGUGGUAAUUUGGCAACUUUAGCUCUUCCAGUUAUUGUAAUAUAAGGACAGACUUAAUAGUAUUCUGUAUCCAUAGUAAUAAUUGCAUCAAACUUAAAUGAGAAAUUUUUUUCAUAUACUGGCCUUUAAAUCAUUAAUGGACAAUUGGCUAUAAAGGUAGGUCUGUUAACUUUCUUUGUGUGUUCCUGAUGGAAUUCACCAUAGCCUUACAGCUUUUCUCAGAAGGUAACUUGUUAUAAGAGAAAUGGCAUUUGCAUGUUCCAGAGUCAGAACCUGUACAGUAUAUACAGCAUAAACACCUUGAAUUUGAUUUUAGUUCACCACAUUCAAGGAUCCAGGAUGCCAAAAAUAUGUGUGAACAUUUGAAACAUUUUUAUUUGCUGCUUUUUCCCUUUGAUCUAGUUGAAAGAAUGUAUUGUAAAUUGGCAUACAAUACUGCCUUUAAUAGAAAACCUAAAUGCUGGGGCACAUUUCACAUAUCGACUACCUGAGAAAUUGCUUUGUGUCCCACUGUUAUUAAAGCAAAAAGUAUAAUGUUCUUCACUUGAACUAAUCAAAUACAAUAGAUUAUAAAUUGUGUAUUGUAAAUAAAAGUUCACUCUGUGAGUGCACAUUUUGGUAAAUUAUUUAUUUAUGUUAGCAUUUAAAAGUUUAAAAAAAAAAUGCAUUUGACCAGGAUAAAUGAGGUAUGUUGAUCAUGGCUUUGCUUUAUAUCUUGAUAUUAAAGCUGGUUUAUCAUCCUGGUAUUUUAAAAGCUGCUUUGGGUUUUUUGUUUUUUGGGUUUUUUUUCUUUUUUUCUUUUUUAAUGUAAACUAACCUCCUGCAUGACAGAGGUUAAAAUUUUGUCUGCACUUGAGUUCACUUGAGUUUACAUUUGAAAUGUGCAUGUUUAUUUAUACAGAUUUCAAUAAAGCUAUUCAAGGCCUUA